Molecule: messenger RNA, 1873 nt
Organism: Blastomyces dermatitidis ER-3
Lineage: Eukaryota; Fungi; Ascomycota; Eurotiomycetes; Onygenales; Ajellomycetaceae
Exons: 1
Coding region: 153-638 (161 amino acids)
Biological process (GO): fungal-type cell wall biogenesis; transmembrane transport
Source: RefSeq, a predicted model, not a curated record
GCAUGACAACUCAAAUACACUCCCCCGUGGUCCGCCCGGUUUCUUCACACAGGAUUCGUUCUCAUCAAAGGAAGCAGACUGCUGAUCAACAGGGUGAAUAUAUUCGGGCUCUCACCUCCCUUGCCGUUAUUUAAGUCAUAGUGGGGUCUAACAUGGCUUAUAUCAAUAGUUUAUGCCCCCUGAAUGCGAGUAUUCCAAUCAGGUCGAACAUAGUCACCGCUCUUUCUGAGUCCGACAUUUCUGUUAUACCGAGGAUCGCUUUGAAGAUAGCACAUUUUGAGGGUACAGCUGUUCUUCGACUGUUCGCAAAUUCAGCUCAGCCGGAGAUUGGCUGCUACUCUGCUGCGAGUACCAACGGCAUUACCCUCGGACAGCCCCUUGCAGUAAGCAGUAUCGUGGAGCUCUUCGUUGUUCUAGCUAUCCUCUUGUCAACCUCACUGGCGAUAUAUGGAACAGAUCCAGCCUCUACGCGGGCACAUUAUGCUCAUUCACCAUCUGCCUUUGUGGCAUUUUCCAUCCUCCAUCAUAUAUACUUUACUGGUGCCCUGGCUAUGAAUUGCCCGAGCGUUCUGGUCACCUUCUGGUUGAAUUUUGCUUGGUUUUCCGGUAUGCUUUACAAUGACAAGAUGCAAGCUUGAUUGAUCAAUUAUUGGACCUGAAAGAGCAGAUACAAAAUGGUCCGCAGCGCAGUUAGCUGGAGUUGUCGAAACUAGGGGUGUUUAUUUCAAUAUCUCCAAGAUAUAUAGCCAAAACGCGUCCCUAAAAGUGAAUGAUCUGAGCAAACUCCAGACACGUUUCGAAUUCCUGUUGGCAAAGCGAGAAAGUCCGCACACAACCACAGGUCCUACAUGGCACGGAACGGCUCUAAGCCUGGGCUUCCUUAACCUGGAGACAACAGUGGAUUGCAGGAACUCUAGCCUCUGGAAAAAUUCCGGCAUCAAAUGCUUGCCUAAGAGGCUUUUCUGGUUUCUUAUUCUGGUGAUGACAGUGGCAAGUGUGAUAACUUCAUGAAUGCCAUUUUUGCGGGAUAUUAUAAACUGAAUCCUACCAAGGGUGAAUGAUGUGCUUAUUCCUGAAAUAAUUGGACUAUCUUUCUCGCAUCAGACGUCCUACGGGCAAAGUUUGUCAGGUUUUUCAUGAUCACGUCACUUGCUCUAUUCCAGCUUUCCCGAGGUGGACAGGCUACAGUCAUUGGGAUAUGCUCCAUUGUUUUCCUCAUGUUCUUCUUCAGAAUAUGCUUAAUGAUGGGGGCUACGUCCUAUUUUAUCACAUCAAGGACAGGCAGAUCCACGUUUACUCCAGAUCAGCUACUCGUCAUACGUACCAGGAUUUUUGGGUGCUUCCCUUGCUACCAAGUGUCUAGAAGAAGUCGUGUGAAGGACGACGACUGGAAAUUUUAGUAUCUGUUCCCUGGUGGAGAACGACGUGUGAACACAAUCCGAAUUCACCUCAUGCUUCUCAGCCUCCUCCAAUCCACGAAGAUGGAAGAUUUCUCCGGAGAUUUGGCUGGCUCUCUGCUCGUUUCCGUCAAUCCCGUUGGUGGUUGUCUGUGCCGUGGGUUGGCUACGAAUUUUAUUCGUGCGUGCUUCGUUAGAGCAGGUUCAAACGACCUAUUAAAUAGCUCAAGUAUUUGGCCUCCUAGCAGUUGAGUGUAUUGCUCUAUUCUGUAUUGGCUGGUUUAGGCCAUUUGAAUCUACUUGAAUAAAUGCUUUGAUGGUUUACUUGGUCAGAAUCAGCAAGGUGUCUGCAGUACCUUUGUCUUCCUUGUUUGACUCUCAAUUCAACCUGGGGUGAAUCACUGCUACCAUUGUUGGGUUUGUCAUUGUAAUUAUCCAAGGGUUUCUUACAAUAUGCUUGCUUAUAUUCAUUGCCA